This is a messenger RNA of Cryphonectria parasitica EP155, 998 nucleotides long. Its product is annotated as SFT2-domain-containing protein. The transcript has 4 exons. Gene Ontology annotation, cellular component: membrane. The record is from RefSeq and is a predicted model, not a curated record. Gene Ontology annotation, biological process: vesicle-mediated transport. The coding region runs from base 1 to 648 and encodes 215 amino acids. Lineage: Eukaryota; Fungi; Ascomycota; Sordariomycetes; Diaporthales; Cryphonectriaceae.
AUGGCUUCAGCAUCAUUUCGCGAGCAGAUGAAUUCCCUGGGUUGGUCGCGGCGCGGCGAGGAUGAACCUAUCAACACCUCCCAGCAGACCGGCCUUCUGUCAUCCAUCAAGUCGUUGAACCCGUUCGGUGACCGUGGCUACGUGCGCUUGCCCACGACUGAGGGCGCCGGUGCCCCACUGCCAGCUUCCUCGAGGAGGGAGGAGGAGGAAGGGUGGUUCGCGCUGAGCAGAUGGGACCGGAUGCUAGUCUUUGGUGCUUGCAACCUGGGCGCGCUUGUCUGCUUCGUUAUCUGCUUCGCCCUCUUCCCGGUCUUGUCACUCAGGCCUAGGAAGUUUGUUAUCUUAUGGACCCUUGGAUCGGCGCUGUUCCUAGCGUCCUUUGCGGCUAUGAUGGGUCCCAUGGCCUACGUUCAACACCUACUGUCUGGACCUAGACUACCCUUCACGGCCGCGUAUUUUGGGUCUAUCGCCCUCACUUUCUACUUUUCCAUGGGGUUACACAGCACUAUCCUCACAUUGUUCUCGGCGAUCAUCCAGAUCGCCUGCCUUUUAUGGUACCUAGUCAGCUACUUCCCGAUGGGAUCCAGCGGCCUACGCCUCGCUACUACAUUCGGAGCUCGGCGAGCUGCGGCCUGGAUGACUGGGUGAGCUGCGAGAUAUUGUCAUCCAUGCUUGCCAACAACACCAAGAUUCCUUCUGGUGUAGUGGAGCACCAGGAGAGAGACACGGGGCGGCACCGACACAGUCGGGAAGUUUUCUUCAGAGGUAAAAUAAAGAAGAAGAGAAGAAAAUUAGGAAGUAUUAUUUUGUUCUCGAAAUGCAACGCAUUAUCAGACGAAGAUUGCCAAUCGAGAUCGUUGGUCACGAGCGCAGGGCGUAUGGAGCACUUUGGUUUCAGCGAGGGACGGGAAAUGUGGAAAAAUCAUGGUGGGGCUGACGCCAAAUGGCUUGCGGCCUGAGUCGAAUGAGUAGUAGAAACAAUAUAUACACCUCGUAUC